AUGCCGCCAACACGAGGAAGACGAAUGCCGUGUCCGGCUUGUGACGAGCUGAUGCCGGAGUUCGACAUCAAUCCUCACAAGGAAAGGGAUUGUCCCGGAUUGUUUCCUGGUCAAAGAAAUAUCGACCACCUGUUUCCACAACCCACACCCAAGGCAACUCCUGCCACCAAACCAGCCUCGACCCCCAAGGCAUCCCCUCGAGAAGUAUUCGACCUCACCGACUCGCCUCCUCCCAAAGCAUCCACCUCUAAUCCUAGUACUACUGGUCAAACCAAGAUCGGCACGACGCAGAAGAAGCCGGAGAGAAAGUCGUCUGCUUCAGGGCCAGGACCAGAACCGACUGGGAAGCAGGUCAAAGUUGCGCCCAUUUUCGGGAUGCCCCAGGCUGCGGCCAAGAGGAAAGCUGAGAGUGGAAGAGGUCCUGCGGAAGAGCCGAGUACGGAUAAGAGGCAGAAGCAGCAACCUGCGGCUGGACCAUCGGUGCCUAAAGUAAACCCUCUUACAGCAGCUCAGCCACUGGCGGAACGAUCACGUCCCUCCGAGAUAUCGCAAUACAUCGGCCAGACCGAUAUUGUGGGCACGGGCAGUCUCUUGAGGGCGCAGAUUGAGAGUGGGAAGCUGGUGGGGAGUUGUGUUCUUUGGGGACCACCUGGGUGCGGUAAAACAACACUGGCGCGGCUUAUAGCAAAGUGCUCUGGUGCGGACUUCAAGGAGCUGUCUGCUACGAGUUCGGGAGCGGCAGAUGUAAGACAAGUGUUCGAGAAGGCGAAAAAUGGAUUGACGAUGACUGGCAGACGGACGGUUCUCAUGAUUGAUGAGAUCCACCGAUUCAAUCGUGCUCAACAAGACCUACUGCUGCCAUAUGUUGAGAAAGGCUGGAUUCAGCUGAUAGGUGCCACCACCGAGAACCCAUCUUUCAAGGUUAAUGGUGCCCUCUUGAGCCGCUGCCAAGUUUUCACCCUUCAAGCCCACACUUCCGAAUCUCUCCAGAAGAUCCUUCACAACGCUCUGGCUACCCUCGCGCAGUCCGAAUCCCUCCCAUAUCUUCCAUCAGACCUCGUGCCCUUCCUCGCCGAUGUCUCUGACGGCGACGCGCGUCAAGCGCUCAAUGGCCUCGAGCUCGCUUUUCGGACGUGCCAGACCCUCGACGCUGCUGCCCUCGCUGAAAGGGCUGCUUCUAGUAAAGGCAAAGAACGGGACGCUUUCGAUAUGGAUAUCGAAGAUGCCGAGGAUGAAGCAGACAAGAAGAAGCGCGAUGGGCAGAUUAUGGAUGCUGUGAGGAAAGGUCUCCAAAAGGGGUAUAACAGGACAGGGGAAGAGAGGUACGAUAUGAUCUCUGCACUGCACAAGUGUUUGAGGGGGUCGGAUGGAAGUGCUGCGAUGUACUGGCUAGCCAGGAUGAUCACGGGUGGAGAAGAUCCGUUGUACAUUGCGAGACGAUUGGUGGUGGUAGCCAGUGAGGACGUAGGACUGGCCGAUGCCCAGGCUUUGCCAUUGGCUAUAGCAACUUACCAGGCGUGUCAGAUCAUUGGUCUUCCAGAAUGCCGUAUCAAUCUUGCCCAUUGCGUAGCUUAUCUAGCCGAAGCCGAGAAGUCUACCAGGUCCUAUGUUGCUUACAACGCUGCUGAGCAGCUCACGCAAGAACCGCCUCUUCCGGGCGUCCCGCUACAAAUACGAAAUGCACCGACGAAGCUUAUGAAACAGCUCGGGUACGGCAAGGAAUAUUCCUACAACCCAGACUAUGCGCAUCCUGUACACAACGAAUACCUUCCCGAAUCACUCCUUCAACACUCUUCCUCUUCCCAUGAUUCUUCGAAACAUAUCCUUAAGACUCCUGAAGAGUAUGAAGCUUCCAAACGGACUGAUGAGAAGCGUUUGAGGGAGUGGAAAUUGAAAGAGAAUAUGGGCAGGAGUGCAGCAGACCAGUAG
Messenger RNA from Cryptococcus wingfieldii CBS 7118, 1929 nucleotides. Its product is annotated as ATPase. The transcript has 13 exons. Gene Ontology annotation, molecular function: single-stranded DNA helicase activity; enzyme activator activity; ATP hydrolysis activity. The coding region runs from base 1 to 1929 and encodes 642 amino acids. Gene Ontology annotation, cellular component: nucleus. Gene Ontology annotation, biological process: regulation of DNA repair; DNA-templated DNA replication. NCBI's taxonomy places the organism in Eukaryota, Fungi, Basidiomycota, Tremellomycetes, Tremellales, Cryptococcaceae. The record is from RefSeq and is a predicted model, not a curated record.